Molecule: messenger RNA, 8816 nt
Organism: Dreissena polymorpha
Lineage: Eukaryota; Metazoa; Mollusca; Bivalvia; Myida; Dreissenidae
Exons: 8
Coding region: 355-3702 (1115 amino acids)
Biological process (GO): signal transduction; peptidyl-serine phosphorylation
Cellular component (GO): nucleus; cytoplasm
Molecular function (GO): ATP binding; protein serine/threonine kinase activity
Source: RefSeq, a predicted model, not a curated record
GGUUUUUCUGAAGUGGAAGAUGGUUAUGUGAAACAAACUGAUAUGUUGACAACCAGUCAAUAAUCUAUGCAGCGGAAGUUCUAAUCGCAUACCGAAGUAAAAAGAAAGAUUUUAAGAAAAAGUGUUGUUUUGUAAACUUCUUUGAAUUCCUUAAUUCUCGCGUUACGCGGUCAAUUACAACCAACUUAAUUUGUGCCAAAAUAACAGCUGAAUAAGUUUUACAUGAGACUCAAAAUGGUGGACUAAAGAGACAUAUACUGCUGUAACAAGCUUUUUCAUUGGAUGAGGACAGACUCACAUGACAUUAUGUGAGGAUUUGAUUGAUUGAGAAGGCCGUGACCUGCAAGAGUAACCAUGACGACAGAAGAUCUUUUGCAGGCCGGUCAAGUAGUGAAAGACAGAUGGAAAGUGGUGCGCAAGGUGGGUGGGGGAGGUUUUGGCGAGAUCUAUGAGGGCCUGGAUACUGUAACCAAGGAACCUGUUGCUCUCAAGCUCGAGUCUGCCAAGCAGCCAAAGCAGGUGCUCAAGAUGGAGGUAGCUGUACUGAAGAAACUCCAAGGUCGUGACCACGUGUGUCGGUUCAUAGGGUGUGGUCGCAAUGAGCAUUACAACUACGUAGUGAUGACCCUGCAGGGGAAGAACCUGGCAGAGUUGAGACGCAGCCAGCCGAAGGGCUGUUUCACGCUUGGCACAACGCUGAGGCUUGGAGCACAGAUCCUGCGGGGAAUCGAGGCCAUCCAUGAUGUGGGCUUUCUGCACCGUGACAUCAAACCAUCCAAUUUUGCAAUGGGCAGACUGCAGAACCAGACUAAGAAGGUGUACAUGCUUGACUACGGACUGGCCCGCCAGUACACCACACCCACGGGAGAGGUUCGACCCCCGAGGACUGCGGCAGGAUUUAGGGGCACUGUCAGAUAUGCCUCGGUGAACGCACAUAAAAAUAAGGAGAUGGGUCGUCAUGAUGACCUAUGGUCCCUAUUCUACAUGCUGGUGGAGUUUUUAGCUGGACAGUUGCCAUGGAGAAAAAUCAAGGACAAGGAACAAGUUGGGAUCAUGAAAGAAAAAUACGAUCACGCCCUGCUAUUGAAAAACAUGCCGACUGAGUUUCGAGAGUUUUUAAACCACUUGAAUGGUCUGGACUAUUUUGAGAAGCCUGAUUACGCUCUUCUUCAGAACCUUUUUGAGCAGUGCAUGAGGCGUAAGAAUGUCCGGGAUAGCGACCCCUAUGACUGGGAGAAGGGUUACGCUGAUGGCUCCAUCACCACGACAACAACUACAUCACCGCCCCUGGGAAUGAAACAGUCACCAGGAAUAGGUUUGAAUCAGUAUCAUGGAGCCACUGAGGUCAUUGAUGAAAAUCUCAGUGAGAAUGAUGGUGAGGAAAACUUGAAGAAACUCAAAGAAGCUGAUCAGAUCAUUGAAGAGAAAUACAAGAACAUGGAUAACAAAUUGCGAGAAGAAAAAGAGGCUCACAUAGAACUAGUCCAUCAUGAUGGUGAAGAGAAGCAUUUAGCUGAGCUGAAAAUCAAAGAGAAAUAUGAGGAAAAGGAAACUGAAGUGAAAGUGGUUCACAGGGAGGAGAAAACAGUUGAAGUUUCUAAGGAAUUGGGUAAACUUGAUUCUCAGUUGAAAGGUAUUCUGAAAACAAGUGAAAGUAAGCAGAAUUUGAAAGACACAGAUAUUGGAAGUGUUGUGCAAGUAGUGACCAGUGAACCUGCUAAACCAGAGCCAAAGGUCGCUGUUAGUGAUAAACCUUGUGCCGAUAAACCUAAUGGUGCUAUAUCGAAGCCAACUCGAACAUUGCCACAGAUUGAGUUGGUAGAAAGUGCUAGUAACAAAGUCAGUGUGGAACCUAAGGUAGCAGCAAUCAGAGCUUCUGGUGUUACUGGUGGAAUAUUAGCUUCAGCUACUUCAAAUGAAAUUGCUCAGCCAAAAACACACAGUGUUAAACAGUUGGUAAGGAACUUUGAGAGAGUUGGAAAGGAGCACAUAUUAGAUCUUCCAAAAGCAAUUAGUGUGCCAGAAAAUAUGAGUGACCAAGAUCGCAAUGCUUCUUUAAGUGGCGUCCCUCGUCGGCAGUCUGAACCCUCGUGCAAUAUUGUAGAAAACUCUUACCCAGAGCAUUUAAUAAGUAGAGCCCAACUCACGUUUGCAAUCAUGCAGACGGACGAUAAAACUCAUACAAUGGCAGAUGACAAUGUCGAUGAGAAUGCCACUCGUGCCGCACCCUUUACUCAAGCUAGUCAAUGGCAAGGGGUGUCUGGGUUUGCCUCUAGUACAGACAAUAGUGAAAACGAUGAAGAGGCAGAUGAGAUGAUGAAUACAGAUGGAAAAGUUCAUAAAGGUUCAUCUAAGUCAAAGACUAAGAUAAAUCUCAUGCACACGCUUGCUGAUGAAGACGACUUGAAACUAGAUAGUUUAGCAAGAAAUUCCUUGUAUUUUGAUGAUAAGGAUGCAAGCAAAGCCAUGCGAAAUUCUUUGAUUUUCAUUGAUGAUGAUAUUGAAGACAGUCCGCAAGAGCAGUUAGGCUUAUUUAUUAAGGAAAAGGUUGAAGAAAAAAGUCAAGGCCUUGAGAGCAAAGAUGUGUCAUUUUCAUUCGUAGGUACCGAUAGAUCACGGACUAAUAAAGUAGAUCAUUCAAGCGCCAGUUACAGUGCAGCCCAUUAUAGUAUACCUCAUGCAUUUAGUGUACCAAACAACCUUUCAGAUAGACUAGGGGACCAUUUUAGUGAAAAGCGAGCAAAAGAUUUAGGCAAUAGAGUCAAUGUUCCAUCAAAGAUACCAUCUAGUCCUUCAAAGUCAUCAUUAAAAGAUAAAGAGAGUUUAUCAGACGUUAAAAAGUUAGCUGUGCUCAACAAUCUUAAAUUAACACAAUUUGGCAAAAUAUCUAGUUCAUUAAAAAAAGAGCGUAGCUCGGAUAGUUUAGAUAAGAUUCUGAAAGAAAAGAAAACAUCGGAUUCAAAUAGUCCUGGAGCCUCCCCAUCCAAAUCCAGACAUUUACUCAAGCCUAUUGACUUGCUUCUAAAGGAGAAGACAAAAUCUGAUGGUGAUAUCGCUGGUGCAGACAGGCGGUCUAGGAGUCGAAGUCGCGAUGGAAAAGAUCGAGGUAGAAGUUCAUCCAGGUCAGAGGACAAGUCACGUCGAAGGCAAUCAUUGACAACAAUUGAUGAACACAUACGUUCUAAAGCAUCUCCUGCAUUUUCUCCUUUAGAAGAAAAAUCCAUACAAAGUAAUGAGAAUAAUGGCAAUCAGGCAGUUUUAAGUCCUAAAGUGGAAGUGAAUGGUACACUAUCCAAUGACAGUGGCAUUCAUCAGAGCAGUAAAGAUACAAGCAAAGAGAAUAUUAUUUCAAAAGCUAAGGAUGAUAAAUCACCUGAAGAAAGAGAUAAACGGGAAAAACGGAGGAAACGCUCCAACUCUGCCCCAAGAACUGAUAACCACAAGAAUUCUGAGCCAGUAUUUGAUGCCCCUGUACCUCCACUAGAUUUAAACCAGAAAGUCCCAAAGCCCCCAGGAAUGGGAUCAGCGCCAAAGAAGAGCCUUGUCUACUCUGCAAGGUUGCAUCUGCCACAGUUGAAUGUGUUCUCCGGUGAAUUCCUUCGCAGUGCCAAACUGGAUGUUUUCCACUGCGACGAUAUCGACGACAUUGACAGUCCAACUAAGAAGCAAGAGGACAACUAUUCUGACGAGGAUCCCCUUUGAAAUACUCACAAAACACAUUGCCAGUCACUUGAUUGUAUCUCUGCCUGUUUGAUAUUGUUUCAUUACUGUUGACAGACAUUUUUUGACACUCUCAUGUUAGUUCAUGAUGCAAAAGUUGUAAUUCACAUUUGUAAUAGUUUGCCAUCAACAGAUUCAUUUAUAAAUGAAAAAACAUAGGGUCAAAAGUGUAUUUGAGAAGGUGACUUAGCAAAUAAAAUGUGCCUGAUUCUUUGAUAUUAACUAAAUGCUUAUUUUUUUUUGUAUUCUUACAAAUGAUACUGUUACAGUAAUACUUUCAGAACAGAUUUUCCUAGCAGAGGAACUUGUUUAUUUGAGUUACUCUCUGGGAAUAUUGGGCUUCAUGCGUUUGCUUAAAGUGUCCUUCUAGAUUAGGGACACACUUUCUGCCUUGAAUGGAUUUUUUUAAAGAGACUUUUCUUUAACAAAAAGUUUUAUAAAAGCGAAUAGUAUGGUCCCUGUUUACUUAUUGCACACUGAUGACAAUCAAUGCAUGAAGCCCGGUAUUUGCCAGAGCGUGGUUUAUUUUUCAUAAUCAAUUUCUAAAAUUAGUUAUGUAAAAAGCUCUGUGUCAGGUGAAUUUGUCUCAGCUGAAGGACACUUUCUGGUUAAUAUAUAGUAAUACUCUUGUUUAUUGUUAACUGUAUUGAGGUAUUCAAAAUAAAGAAUAGGUCAAAAUAAACCAAAACAUGGGGUAGUGAGCAAGUUCUGUCCUUUAUGCACUUAAAAUUAUUUGGGUCAUCUUUUGUGCCUGUGGAAAAUUAUAUAUGCAAAGUAAACUAAUGUGUAUUAAAGUAACUUUGUGUAAAUUAUGGCAUUAACAGAUAUUAAUUUAGAUUUAAGAGGUGUUACAAACAAACAUUACCUUAUUUUUUGUAAAAUGAAUGCAUUUUUAACCAGGUUUUCCGAAGGAAAAAACUGGUUAUUAGAUUGGCGAAUGCGGGCGGGCUGGCUGGCUGGCUGGCUGGCGGGCUGGCGGGCGGGCGGAACAAGCUUGUCCGGGCCAUAACUAUGUCGUUCAUUGUCAGAUUUUAAAAUCAUUUGGCACAUUUGUUCACCAUCAUUGGACGGUGUGUCGCGCGAAAUAAUUACGUCGAUAUCUCCAAGGUCAAGGUCACACUUUGAGUUCAAAGGUCAAAAAUGGCCAUAAAUGAGCUUUUCCUGGCCAUAACUAUGUCAUUCAAUGUGAGAUUUUAAAAUCAUUUGGCACAUUUGUUCAACAUCAUGGGACGGUGUGUCGCACGAAAGAAUCACGUCAAUAUCUCCAAUGUCAAGGUCGCCACAACUAAAAAUAGAUUUUUUUCAAAAACAAACUUACAAAGGGGGUUAAUUUUGUUUGUUCAUUUCAAAAGUUCAGUUUGAGUUUUCUCCCUUUAUCAGAUUUUUUUUUCACAAUGAAAACCUGGUUUUGUGACAAUUUUGUCCCUUGUUUAUUUAUAAUAUAUGGCUCCUUAUUGGAGCAAUAUCUCUUACCAGCGUUGGUGGUUGUGUAUUUGUUAUAUAUGAGCCGCGCUCUGUGAAAAAGGGGUUUAAUGCAUGAGCGUUAAGUGUCAUCCCAGAUAAGCCUGUGCAGUUUUUUUUAGAGAGAAGAUUGAGCAAAUAAUUAUGAAUACAUGGCAAAGGAUAUAUGUAGGAAAUUACUAAAAGCUACAAAUUCAAAAAAAGCUACAUAAAACCUUGCAUAAUUAUUCCAAAAUAUGUUCAAGUACCUCACUAUUAUAGUAUGAUGAUGGUCUUAUAUUAAAGAUGACAAAUACAUGAAAUGAACGUUAACAAUUGUUGGACCUAGCAAGAGUUUGUCCGAGGUACUCCUGCAUCAUAUUUACACUUUUAGUACUGAAUUUUAUUUGUAAUUGAUAGCUCAUGUGAUAUGUGCAAUGUUUUUGAAAUCAUUGAAUUUCAACACACAUACAUGUAAACAUUAUAGUUAAGUAAUACAUUUUGUAAAAGAGGGACCAAUUAGGGGCUGUUACCCUGUUAUGGUUCAAGGCUUUACUUUUGGUUUGUUAAAGAGUUUAUUGGUAUAUUAGCUGUAGAAAAAUAAUGAAUUAAAAUUACAUUAACUUUAUUGGCAGUGCUCUGAAAAAAGGGUUAACUGUGCGUAAAAUGUUGUCCCAGAUUAGCCUGUGCAGUCUGCAUUGGCUUAAUAGGGAACUGUUUCUGCCUAAACUUGAUUUUGGAUAAGAGACUUGCUUUAAAUAAAAAAUACCAUAAAAGUGGAAAGUGUCAUCCCUAAUUAGCUUGUGCAAACUGCAUAGGCUAAUCUAUGACGACACUUUACUCACAUACAUUAGACCCCCUCACUUUACUCACAUACAUUAGACCCCCUCACUUUACUCACAUACAUUAGACCCCCUCACUUUACUCACAUACAUUAGACCCCCUCACUUUACUCACAUACAUUAGACCCCCUCACUUUACUCACAUACAUUAGACCCCCUCACUUUACUCACAUACAUUAGACCCCCUCACUUUACUCACAUACAUUAGACCCCCUUUUCAUUUGUAUUUUUACAUGCACUCUCAUUUAGUACUUGCACUGUUCGAUACAGAUGAGAUUAUUGUUGACAAUGGGCCUGGUCAUGUGUGAGUUACUGAAUUUCAUUGGCAAGUAUUACACAUUACGCAUUACUAAAGAGACUGUGAUUCUUCUGCUGCCACUGUGUAUUGUAACACUAUGGUGAACUGUGCAAAUCUUUUGUAUGUCUUACAUUUGUCGUACAUACAUGUUCAUGCAACUUAUACCAGUCUUGUUAAGAAUGUAUUAAUCAAUGUAAAAUUUGUGUCAUGGCUUUUCAAUUAUUCAAUCAUUUGAUUAUUUAAAGAAAUUGCUAUUACAUUUCCAUAAGUUAUGUUUAUUUUGCAGUGUUUUAAUAUUCACCUUUCAUUUAAAAACAAAUGAAAGAAUUUUUAAGAGCCACAUACAUUUUCUUUGCAUUAUAAGAAAAAAAAAAUACAAAAAAAAAAAAAAAAAAAUAUAUAUAUAUCUAAGACCACAUGAGAAGCUGAUUGUGAAGGUAAGACACUGCAAAUUAAAAGUAAAAAUGAAAUAACAGUAUUCAUGUGUUUGAAUCAUUACUAAAUGUAAAUGGAGAAUGCAGUAAUGUUCUUUAAGUUAGUAAUUAUGGUUGUUUUCAUGUCACAGUCAUCAUUGUUCCAUUUUGUGCUUUUGACAACCUCUUUUUGAGGUAAAAGCCAGUGUUGAAUAGAUAGCAGUCAAAGACACAUUUAAACAUGUUUAUAGGGUGUCACAAAAUAAAUUUUCUUACAAAUUUUUCAAAUUUCAAAAUGUUCAGUUCCAGUGAUUGACAGCAAUAAGUUAACAUGUUAGCAUGCUAUUUUUAGGAUGUUUGAAUAAUUUAUUAUAUUAAAAUCGUUAAGUAUUUGAACAUUCAAGUACCGGUACCUGCAUUGAUCACUUAGAUAUUCCCAAAUAUUGUUUGAUCAAUAUUUGCGAAAAAAUUUAAGGAGGUAUCAACCUAUUUGGCCAGGAAACAUUACAGGGAAAAUGCUAAGGAUUAAACAAAUUGUACAACAAAAUAAAAUAUUAUAUGCAUAGUGUGACUGGUCAUGAUUUAUUCUGCCAAAAUUUUAAGCUUAGGGGCGUUGAAAUUACUUUAAAAAUUAUUUAAAUGUGUAGCACUCCUAAACAAAUAUCAUCAUAACAAAAACAAUGAUUUAAUCUGACAAAUUAAACCUUGUUUGAUUUUGAUUACCGGGUAUAUUAAAUGAGCCAGUCAUUUAGAAAAACUAGGCUUAGGGAUUUUCUGGUAAAGUAUCCCAGAUAAGCCUGUGCAGUCCACAGCUUGUGCAGUCAUAAUAGGUUAAUUAGGGACAACACUGUCCGCUUUAAUGGAAUGUUUGAAAGCAAGUAUUUUUUUAUCAAAAACUUAGUCUAGGCAGACUACGCAGGCUAAUCUGGGACGAUACUUUAUGCACAUGUUUUAAGCCCGGUUUUCCCAGUGCAUGCUCAAAUAUUAAAAUUCUUGUUCCUCAUGACAAGUAUUCUGCUCGAUAGUGCUGAGAUUGUUGUUGUCUUGUCAUCGUCUUGAUCAGUUAGCAAACACGAAUACAGCAGUGUUCAAUACUUCAUACAUCAGUUACAUUUUACACAUUAGUGUGCAGAAGAUACCAUAUCCAUUUGAUUUUACUUUUUAUUUUCAUGGGUAUCAAUAAAAGGUCAUCUAUAAACACUGAAAACAGUCAACUAUGUUCAAACACUGAACAAAAGCAGAGGCAUUCAUGAUCAUGUAUUAGUUAAGAAUGCUGUCAGUCUUAUCUAUAGAGAAAAUGACACCAUAAUAAUUGCAUCAUAGUAAAUAGCACUUAAUACUCAAUACACAUUCAUAUUUCUCAUACAUUUAUUGUCAAAUAAUAAUAAUAACAGAUUUCAUAUUAACAAUAUUGUGUUUGCAUCGUCAGCAUUUUCCCAGCGCAUAAAAUGUACAUACUAAGUUAUUAUCGUGGAGAACCAUUUUUCUAUUUAUUUUGCAUUAAGCAUAAUGUACCACAGCUGAUGUCUGAUCUCUUGUUGCUUUCUAUAUGUUUAUUUCUUGCUCAGCAUGUAGUCUUCAUAUCAUAAUCUAGUACAUUAUGCAUUGUAUGGGACAAGUUUUUACCAGUUCUUGCAUGUAACUGUAGCAUUGUUGAUUAUAUACCUGAUAUGAAACUCCAAGCAAACAAAAUGUACCCCCAUACCGAAGAUAUCAGAAAUUUUAUGAAUUUGUAAAGCUGUCUUUAGUGCUAUAUCGGUUCUAAAGAAAAUGUAUGUUGCAUACUUGCACUUGAUUCUUUUAAGUAGUUGGCCUUCAUUAUAUACAUCAUUCUCUUACACUGAUUCAGUUGAUUAUGUUAGGAUAUAUACAAUUACUUCAUUAUAUUACUUGUUUAUAAUACUUGUUACAUUUAUUUGUUAGAAUAUGCCAUUAUUCUUUCUUUUUUUAUUUGAGCCAUGUUUUAUUCUGAUAUUUUUUCUGAUCAUGUUUUGGUUGUUAGUUUAUGUUUUUUUUGGUUAACAUGUUGAACAGUCAGCUUAAUUGUGCUUUAGACUUUUACAAGUCAUGUUUUAUUAUGUAACAAUAAAACACUGAAAUUUA